AUGGUCGGUUGGAGCAUGUCCCACCAAAACCUCAACCAAUUCGACUUUAUGUUCGCAGGAGGCGCUUCGGGUUGUAUUACCAGAGCUACUUGCCAACCGUUCGACGUUUUAAAAAUCAGGUUCCAAUUACAAGUAGAACCUAUAUCGCAUCAUGCUGAUUCUGCCAAAUAUAGAUCAAUAUUUCAAGCAACAAAGAUAAUCUUCAAAGAAGAAGGCGUAAAAGCGUUUUGGAAAGGCCACAUUCCUGCACAGUGGCUGUCGAUAAGUUAUGGCCUAGCGCAAUUUUGGAGCUACGAAGUUUUAAUUAGAAACGCUUCUAAACUAGAGGCUUUUAAAAAUUUUACUCCUCUUCUAAUUUUUUCGUGUGGCUAUAUUGCAGGGAGUAUUGCAACUCUGGUUUCGUUUCCAUUUGAUGUCGUACGAACCAGAUUUGUAGCUCAGAGCCAACAAAAAAUGAUUUACCAUAACAUGUUUUCGGCUGUCAGGGACAUUUGCAGAAAGGAAAGCCCUGUUGCGCUUUUCAGAGGUUUAUGGCCCACAGUUUUGCAAGUAGGCCCUCACGCGGGAGCUCAGUUUAUGUGUUACAGAUUUUUCGAUGAUUUUUAUAAAAAAAUUAACAAGAAGCAAAAUAGUUCAUUGUCUAGCACUUUAUUCGCUGGCAGUUUAGCAGGCUUGUGUGCUAAAACUUUUAUUUAUCCUUUUGAUUUGGUUAGAAAGCGUUUACAAAUUCAAGGAUUCGGGCAUGCUAGGGAUAGUUUUGGGAUACAUUUUACUUGUAAGGGUUUAAUAGAUUGUUUUAGUCGAAUAUAUUAUUUGGAAGGAGCUAGAGGUUUUUUUAAAGGUCUUGCUCCAAGUUUGAUUAAGGCUGUGUUUACUACUGCACUGCAUUUCAGUACUUAUGAAAUGAUUUGUAAUGUGUUGAUGGUUUUUAAGGGAAAAAGUUGA
Ceutorhynchus assimilis (cabbage seed weevil) is the source of this 945-nucleotide messenger RNA. The record is from the annotation of a GenBank genome assembly. NCBI's taxonomy places the organism in Eukaryota, Metazoa, Arthropoda, Insecta, Coleoptera, Curculionidae.